Molecule: messenger RNA, 2461 nt
Organism: Cricetulus griseus (Chinese hamster)
Lineage: Eukaryota; Metazoa; Chordata; Mammalia; Rodentia; Cricetidae
Source: RefSeq, a predicted model, not a curated record
AUCUGUGUUUGUCUUUGUCCUCAGGAGCCCACUGAAUCCACUAAUAACAGAUUUCAAAACCAAACAUCAUGAGUAACCCAGCAUUAGGAGACAAUGGAAAAGGGAAACCUUUGUCACCCGGUGAAGAGGAGCGCAAUAAUGUCCUAAAACAAAUGAAAGUACGAACUACACUGAAGGGUGACAAGAGCUGGAUCAUCAAGCGUGAGGACUCAGAGGACCAUACUAUAGAGCUUCCUUCACGACAAACCCAUGCAACAUCAUCCUCAUCAAUUGGAGAAGUAUCAAAUGCCAGGACUCCAAACACAAAGGUUCCCGCGGGUUACAUCAUCCGGGGAGUGUUCACCAGAACAAUAGACAGCUCUUCUCACUCCCAAAAGCACCUCUCUAAGACCAAUGGAGCUCCAAGAAGUGCUUCUGGACUUCUGGGAGCAGCUAAGUCUGGUCUUCCGCAUCACUCUUCUGGUUAUAAGAUCACUACGGAAGAUUAUAAGAAGCUGGCACCGCACAACAUCAGACACAGCUCCACAUCAGGGACUGAGGAAGAGGAGGUGCCCUUCACCUCAGAUGAACAGAAACGGAGAUCACAAGCUGCAAGCAGUGUUCUAAGGAAGACAGCCUCACGGGAGCACUCUUAUGUCCUCUCGGCAGCUAAGAAGAGCACUAGCAGUCCUACCCAGGAGCUGCAGGCCCCAUUUAUUGCAAAAAGGGUUGAUGUGGUGGAUGAGGACAUACCUCCUGAGAAAAAACAGGAGACACCUACUCUAGCAGUUCCUGUUUCUGGCCUAAACAGUAUGGAUAGAGACAGAACCCAAGUGUCUCAAGCAGUUCGAAUUGAGUGCAUGGCAAGUGUGCCCAGACCCUCUGGAAGCCAGGAAUCCAGCUUGAGAACUGAGGAGAUCGUCCAUUUGCAAAUCACAACCCCCAGAGCAGGACUCCACCUGGUGGCCUCAGACCUGGAAACCCUGAGAUCACGUGCACAGUUGAAUGAUGGCAGUGAGGAACCAGGAGCCACAGAAUCCCCACCAGAAGGUCUGGCUGGAGCAGGCAUUGGCACAGGGAAAAGAGGGUUUGACACGAUGAUAAGUUCUUUCCUGGAUAACAAGAAGAACAACAGUGCAGCAGACCUGGAAAAUGAAAAGACAGACCCUAAGGGCCCCUCAGCUGAUCGUGAGAUGAAUGUGGCCCCCAAGACCAUUGAGGCCUGUCAGGACACAGCUGGAGCUACACAAGGAGGCCAGGGAGACCCAGCCAUGGCUACUCAACACUCUGCAGAUCCCAACACCCCAGAGCUCGAAAGCAGCCCCAGUGCACCCAAUCAGCUCAUUGAACUUGAGGCCUGUGCUAGCAGUACUCCAGCUGCUUGUGAGGAGAACAAUACAACCCCCAAGAUCAGUGAGGUCUGGCAGAAGACAUCUGAGGCCCCUCGAGGAGGCCGAGGAGACCAAGCUGUGGCUUAUCAACAACUUGCAGAUCCCAGUACCCCAGAGCCACAGAGCAGCCCCAGCAGCCCUGAGCAGCAAAUCAAACUGGAUGAUACUACCAACAACCUGAAAAGACCUUCAAGCUGCACAGUCACUGUUAAUGUUGCUGUCACCUCUGAACAGACUCACUUGCAUAUUCCAGCCAUCUCAAGUGAGCCGCAUUCCAGCUCAACUAUCAAAGGGAUUCUCUUCGUGAAGGAGUACAUGAAUACUAGUGAAGUGUCUUCUGGAAAGCCAGUGUUUUCACCCUAUGGCAGUACCAGCAACACUGAGAACUCAUUGGAGAAGAAACUCCCACUUGAAGGUACUCCACCCUCUGAGAGAGCAACUGAAGGGGUGUGUACUUACUGCAGCCGUGAGAUCCGAGACUGUCCAAAGAUUACCCUUGAACAUCUUGCCAUCUGCUGCCAUGAGUAUUGUUUUAAGUGUGGGAUUUGCAAUAAACCGAUGGGCGAUCUUCUAGAUCAGAUCUUCAUUCACCGUGAUAUCAUCCACUGUGGGAAAUGCUAUGAGAAGCUCUUCUAGGCUUAACAGAAGCUGAUGAGUUCCAGAUGCAUUUGGCUGUGUACUUGCUCCUCAAAUUGUUGGUUCUUCUUAAACCCUUACAUCCCCCCACCUGAUUUCACUGUACUUCUGCCAACCUUGUACUGAAGUAACACAUCAAGUAUUGUAUCUCCAUGAUGUUAUAAUUACAUGUAUAUAAUCUUUUAUACCUUAGAGAUUCAAAUCCAUAUCUCAGUUGCUCCCAGGAUGAAGGACUCCACUUUGACUUCCCUAAGAUUUAUUGGCUUUCUAAUGAGUGCAAAUGACCUGGUAUGUUAGACAUGGGCACAAAUGUAGGUAUCAGUGUAUGCAGACUUUUGGAAGCUUCUGAGGGACCAAAACAAAUGCUGUUGACGAUCCCUGGUAGGGAAAUUACACGUAUUGAAUGCUAAGGGUUUGCAAUAAGUUUCUCUCUCUCUCUCUCUCUCUCUCUCUCU